Ilyonectria robusta is the source of this 1392-nucleotide messenger RNA. RefSeq names its product DUF250 domain membrane protein. Gene Ontology annotation, cellular component: endosome; Golgi apparatus; trans-Golgi network. Lineage: Eukaryota; Fungi; Ascomycota; Sordariomycetes; Hypocreales; Nectriaceae. The transcript is spliced from 6 exons. The record is from RefSeq and is a predicted model, not a curated record. Gene Ontology annotation, molecular function: antiporter activity. The coding region runs from base 253 to 1392 and encodes 379 amino acids.
AGGGGCUCUAGCCACAACGGGGCGCGGGACGCUGCUUUUUGUGGAAUACGAUGUUUCGUGGCGUUCACUACGUCGGUACAUUCCACGGAUUCUCAACCAUUUUUCGAACCCCCUUGGAUCACCACCACAGCCCUUCUCCGUCACUCUUCACCUUUGAUGAUUCAAUUGAAUCUUACAUUCGGCAGCGGUGCUUGGAUCAAUUUUGGCGCAUCGUCCCUUGCGUCGAAGUGAUUCUCUAUAUCCCAAUUCAACAUGGCGCAGCCCGAGCUACCCGUUACCGCGGGCUCGACGCCGUCGCGUCAAGCAUCGUCACUCAAAACAGGACUUUACAUGGUGGCCUGGAUUAUAACGUCAAACUUCACGAUUCUGGUUAACAAAUGGCUUAUCAAUGAAGCUGGAUUUGGAUAUCCUAUUCUUCUAACAUGCUGGCACCUCACUUUCGCGUCCAUAGUCACGCAGGUGUUAGCCCGCACAACCAACCUUCUCCGGAGUCGUCGAAACCUGCCCAUCAACGCCAGAUUCUUCACGCGAACCAUCCUACCAAUUGGCAUCGUAUCAUCAGGUUCCCUGGUUUGCACCAAUUUCGUCUACUUCUACCUGUCUGUUGCCUUCCUCCAGAUGGUCAAGGCUUCAACUCCAGUUGUCGUACUCCUCGUGUCAUGGCUCUGGGGAAUCGCGAAUCCCUCCAUGGGCGACAUUGGCAAUAUUUUAGUCAUCGUCGCCGGUGUCACAUUGGCUAGUCUUGGCGAAAUCCAAUUUUCCUGGAUUGGACUGGCCUUUCAGAUGGUCGGCAUCGUGUUCGAGGCUGUGAGAGUUGUCCUCUUGCAGGUGCUUGUCAGCGGCGAGGGCUUGAACAUGGAUCCUUUGGUUGGUCUGUAUUACUACGCUCCGAUCUGUGCAGCAAUCAACUUUCUUGUUGCCUGUGUCAUCGAAAUCCCGAAAUUUACUGUGGACGGCAUGACCCAGUCUGCAUUCUUUAUGCUCUUUAUUAGCGCUCCUGUUGCAUUCAUGCUGAAUCUCACGAGCAUGGCCUUGAUUGGACAAACCUCUGCUGUUGUCAUGUCUCUCGCCGCUAUUUUCAAGAACAUUUUACUUGUAGUUUGCUCUGUUGUCAUCUGGCAUACAACCAUUUUACCCCUGCAAAUGACAGGCUACGGAAUCGGACUUGCUGGCCUCAUGUACUAUUCCUUUGGGUAUGAUCAGUUGAUGGAAGGCUGUCGCCUCAGCGUCGCUUGGGUUUCCUCGUUUACGAAAUUCUCAUCCGAUGAGAAGCACAACAUUUCACCUACGAAGAUGGUUCCCUACUCUUGCACUUGGUUGACGUACCCAUCUACGGCUAACCCCUGGAAGGCCAUGUUCAGGAUCCUCGCCUGCAGCGUCGAUAAUGGUUGA